Molecule: messenger RNA, 923 nt
Organism: Apaloderma vittatum (bar-tailed trogon)
Lineage: Eukaryota; Metazoa; Chordata; Aves; Trogoniformes; Trogonidae
Gene: TSNAXIP1
Product: translin-associated factor X interacting protein 1
Cellular component (GO): cytoplasm
Source: RefSeq, a predicted model, not a curated record
AUGCGUGUCAACAGUCCGAAAUACGUCCUGUCCGAGAAACGGAAGACUCCGCUUUCUGCAAGAGGCCGCUGGUCCACCUGGCCUGCGUUUGCAUCCGGACAGACAGUCCUAAGGAAUCACAAACCCUGCUGCGCCCCGGAGCACAGCCAGCCUAGCAACCGCCAGGCCCUUCUUGCCACCCCAAAGCCACAAUACUUGGAGCAACUGGAGUCUUACCUGAGGAAAGAGCUGCAAUCUCUCGAUCUGACUCAAAAGAACUCACAGGAAGUGAAGUUACAGGUCUGACGCAAGGUUUUCUCGACUCACCAGAAGAAGAUGAUUCGUGCCCUAGAGCCCCUGCAGGCUACGGUCACAACCGUCUCCGAGGAGUGCACCCGGCAGAUACUGGCACUGCAGGAAAAGGAGAAAGACGAAAUAAGUACCUUAAAGCAUGAGAAACAACGCCUGUUAAAGCUCAUGGAUGGCACGAGGGAAGAAAUGUGUUCUCUUCAGACUCAGUGGAAGUUUUGGAGCAGGCACGGAACAUCAGGCACCGAAGCGAUGCUGGACCUUGCCCAGGUCCAGAGAAAAUCCUGGACAGAUGCCAAAGGUGAAGAUGUGGUGAAGUUGUCUUUGGCACUCAAGGUAGCUCGGCAGGACCUCACACGGACCCAGGUGAAGCUGAACCAAGCGCUAGCAGACUGCAGAGACGUCGUGCUCAGGAAAGACUUUGAAUUGCUGGAGAAGAAAUACGCUGAUCUGCUCGAGGAGAUGACGACCCUGCAGAAUGAUUUUGAGCAGCUCCGGCAGGAACACAAAACGCAGGAAGUCCACCAAGAGACUGCCAAAGAGCGAGACAGCUUCGGCGCCCAACUCCAUCAGGUCCAGCACAACCACACACCCCGGCCCAACUGGGCAAAGUGUUCAGGUGCCAGAUGUGUUCG